Messenger RNA from Nicotiana tabacum (common tobacco), 1676 nucleotides. RefSeq lists its product as uncharacterized. The record is from RefSeq and is a predicted model, not a curated record. NCBI's taxonomy places the organism in Eukaryota, Viridiplantae, Streptophyta, Magnoliopsida, Solanales, Solanaceae.
GAUAUACAUCCUCAAAAGACAUUUCCAGACAGAAAUUAAAACAGUUAGUUUUUUCCUAAAUAUGUAUGUAACAAGGCCUCUUUGUUACUACCAAAAGAAUCCAGAUGCUCUUUCAUUAUCUCCUGAAGGUCCAAAUUCAGGUUACUUAGUGAUUCAAGAUGAGGAUUCUGAAACUUAUUGCUGUUUUGGACUUUGUAAAAGUUAUGAUGUCAGGGACCUGCCUUUCCCUCAGAACAAGAAGCUGACUGUUCGAUACCAAAGGACCGAUGCAAUGAACUCUCGUACUCAUAGUGAUGAUCAAAACAUGAGAAUUCAAAGGGAUGAUGUAAUGUUCAUUCCAGUUCUUAAUAAGCCAUUGUCAUCCAAUCAUUAUUAUGCUAUCAAGCCUCACGGAAAACACAAGGGACAAGCAUUUACUUGUUCAAAGGAGGAAGAAAAGCAAACAUGCUGUUUCUGCAGAUGUGUACGAGACGUUAAACCGAAGCCAUUAGAUCCAGAUGAGGUAUAUCAGCAGUUUCAGAUUUGUCCAUAUGAUACAGGUUGCAGUGCCAAAGGAAACUUUUUCGCUAAGUCUCUUGCACCAGAUGGUUUCCCACCGCACUUUCUAAGGAGAAAAGGAUGGCAUCUUUGUGCUAAAACUCCUAAAAAUUAUGAAUUAAAUGAUGAUGCAUUAGGCCUCAAUGCUGAGUUGAGGCAGCAACUUCCAGAGUUGAAUUUCGCACCAUCUUGUAAAAGUUCAGAAGUUGUUGUUAUAGGGAAAUGGUAUUGUCCUUUCAUGUUUAUUAAAGAUGGAAUAGUAUUACUUAAAGAACAGAUGAAGAGAUCAAUGUUCUAUGAAAUGACACUUGAGCAGAAAUGGGAGCAGUUUUUCACUUGUCAAAAUGAUUACAUUAAUGAAGGGAAUUCAGUACUUGUUGAUGUUGCACUUGACACUGAAGUUGUCCUAAUUGCUGGAACUAAAGCAACAUGGGAUGAUAAAAAUGUCGUCGAACGAGUAAUAUGGUUUAGAAGCUAUGAUAAAGAUGGAAAAGAAGUAACAAGUGUGGGAUUGAGAGAAGAAAUAGUUGAAAGAAUGAAGUGGGAACAAGAAAGAGGUGGAUGGCAAAAACAAGGGGGGAUUAAACAAGUUGAGCAGUACAGAGAAAAUAGUAGUGGAUGGAGAAGAUUCAGUUGCUAUGUGUUGAUUGAGAGGUUUGUGUUGAGGAGAAUGGAUAGAAGUCUAGUAAUGACUUAUGAUUUCAAGCACACUAAUAAAGUUAAGGGUUUAUGGGAAUGACAGUAUGAUAUGACACCAGAUUAUAGCUGAUGAAUGAUGUUACUGUGUGCAUGUGUGCAGUGGCGAAACCAGGAAUUUCACGAAGGGUGUUCAAAAUUUAAUAUACACUUGCAACAAACAAUUUUUGACCUAUACACACAAUAUAAGUUUCAAUAUUAACUUUUUUUUCAAUGAAGGAUAUUUAGUUGACCAUCCUUCAAUGUAUGUAGCUACGCCACUGCAUGUGUGGCAAUUGGUUCUCGGGAGUCACAAAUUGAUAAAGGGUUUAAGUUAUACACAACAAUGUAAUGAAUUUUAUUUUAUUUUGGGUUGCGGCUGUUCCCUGGAUCCUGCGUGAAUGUAGGAUGCUUUACGCAUCAGACCGCCUUUUGCUGUAAUUUAACUGGUUCACGAUGAAGAG